AUGGAUUUUGACUCCGUGCUGGAACUAUGCGAUGGAUUCGGGGCGUACCAGAAGAUCGUCAUCGGGGUGCUGCUGUUUCCAGCCACAUUUCCCUGCGCGUUCCACGCUUACAGCCAACUGUUUUUAGCGGCAAAACCGAACCAUUGGUGUCGGGUACCAGAAUUGGAGGGACUUUCGUACAAUUUGACUGGCUUUGCCAGAAACAUAAGCUUACCUUACUACCGGCAGUCGGAUGGAAGGAUUGAGUAUUCCAAGUGUUCCAUGUAUUCGCGAAAUUACUCGGAAAUUGUCAGUCGUUUGAUGGACACCGAAGCCAGUGGUAGCGGCCUAGCAGAAAUUGUCGAACCGAGCAACGGUACUACCUCGUGCCAGAAUGGAUGGAGCUACGACAAGUCCAUCUUUAACUCCACCGUGGUGACAGAAUGGGAUCUCGUUUGCGACCGAGACUUUGACACCACCGUCGCUUUGAUGGUGUUCGGUGUGGCCGGUUUGAUUGGGAACCUAGGCUUUGGGUACAUGCAGGACUACUGGGGCCGGAAGCUAUCGUUUUACAUCUGUUUGCUGGUACAGGUCACGGCGGGUGCCCUAGGAUCCGCCGUCUGGAGCUAUGGGUCCUGGUUGACCUCACGUAUCAUCGUUGGACUAACCGUUCCAGCUAUUCUGUCUAGUCCUUACAUGUUAGCGAUCGAACUCGUCGAGCCGAAGCGUCGUAACUUCUGUACCAUAAUUUCCAACAUUGCCUACUCGGUCGGACUGGUGCUGCUAUCGGUGAUCGUGUAUUAUGAACGAGACUGGCGUUCACUCUCAAUCGCCGUAUCCGUGCCGCUUCUGAUGCUGUUAUUCUUCUAUUCACUUAUCCCCGAAAGUCCCCGGUGGCUGGCUGCUCGAGGUCAGUAUGGCAAGGCGCAACAAAUUCUCCUGAAAAUUGCCAGGGUAAAUGGAAAAACAAUUGAUGAAGGUUACUGCCAGCUGCUAGAUGAACGCAUCAAGGCAAUCGCUAGGACGGAUGGAGAAGACCCGGUGCUGCCCAUCAAUGGGUCCGGCGCUGCAAGCGGUACGGUUGUCACCAGUAGCCCAGACAUUGGCCUGCGUCACCUGUUUGCGAAGCCACAGAUGCGCCGGAAAACCACUUUUGUGGCUUUUAUCUGGUUGACGAAUACGAGCGUUUACGUUGGGUUGAGCUAUUACGCGCCGGCCCUUGGUGGGGACGAAAUUUUUAACUUUUUUCUAGCCGGCCUAGUCGAGCUGCCGACAUAUAUUGUGCUUUGGCCAAGCCUUAACCUGUUCGGGCGACGCGGCGUUCUCUUCACGACGAUGGUCAUCGGGGGACUGGCCUGUGCGCUAACCAUAGUGCCGCAGGGCCGCGGCACAACGCUUCUCCUGUACUGCAUUGGCAAGAUGGGCGUUUCGUCGGCGUUCGUAGUGGUGCCAUUGACGGCGUCAGAAAUCUAUCCAACCGUCGUACGCGGCCUGGGCAUGAGUUUUUGCUCCGUAGUUGGCAUGAUCGGACCGAUCGUCAUACCACUAAUGAACUAUACUGGUAAAGAAAACGUGGCAAUACCGUUGGUAAUCAUGGGACUGGCUCUGACGGCCGGUGGAAUAGCGAGCCUUUUCUUGCCGGAAACUAAAAACAUGCCUCUUCCACAAACGCUGGCCGAUGGGGAAAAGAUAACGCUGACAAAUCCAUUUCUGGAUCCGUUUUACAGACGGAAAAGAUCAUCACCUUUGGGAGGAAAGCACUAGAUGUACACUUCUAACUCUUCAAAUUUCAGUUCACCAGCGAAUGCAAUGAUUUCAUGAUAAUAAAGUAUGCAGCGUAAGUAGGGCGUAAGUGUAA
Molecule: messenger RNA, 1837 nt
Organism: Anopheles coustani
Lineage: Eukaryota; Metazoa; Arthropoda; Insecta; Diptera; Culicidae
Product: beta-alanine transporter
Exons: 8
Coding region: 1-1743 (580 amino acids)
Biological process (GO): transmembrane transport
Cellular component (GO): membrane
Molecular function (GO): transmembrane transporter activity
Source: RefSeq, a predicted model, not a curated record